AUGCAGAAACCAACCUCUACAGAUCCAGAAGACUUGACAUGCAGGAACUCCAAGUACACACCUGCUGGAAAGCACAGUUGCAGCUCAUUGCUUCUCACCAUUAUUAUUAUUCUGCAGUGGCUUGCAAUAGCAGCCAUGUGCUACAUUGUCUUUUUCUACAUCAACACGCUAAAGGAGACCACAGGAAGUGAGACAUUUAAGAGCUCAGUGGUGAAACCAGAGAAGCCAAUUGCUCAUUUCACUGCGCUUGCAGGUUUCCAGAAUACCUCAGACCACCUGUGCUUUGAGCACAGACGAGGACACGCUUUCAAAACAUCUAACAUGAAGUACGAUGAAGCUGGCUAUUUGGUGAUUCCCACCAGUGGUGUCUACUUUAUUUAUGCACAGGUGACCUUUAAAUGUUCACAAGACUGCUCCAAACUCUCUCAGCAAUUCUCUGCUACUAUUUCAAAAAAGAACAACCAUUACCCUGCGGCAGAAGAGUUGCUGAAAAGCUAUGCUUGGCCCCAAAUGAAGGAUGAUGACUUUCUGAAGAUUUCAACCUAUAAGGCUGGAGCUUUCCAGCUUUAUGCUGAUGACUAUAUUUAUGUUGAUGUUCCCAAACACUUGUAUGCCCAUAUUUCAGAAGGUGAAUAUGAAACUUACUUUGGGGCUUUCUUGCUUGAGCCUUCUACUUCAGUGUAA
This is a messenger RNA of Carcharodon carcharias (great white shark), 684 nucleotides long. RefSeq names its product tumor necrosis factor ligand superfamily member 15-like (gene tnfsf31). Gene Ontology annotation, cellular component: membrane. NCBI's taxonomy places the organism in Eukaryota, Metazoa, Chordata, Chondrichthyes, Lamniformes, Lamnidae. Gene Ontology annotation, biological process: immune response. Gene Ontology annotation, molecular function: tumor necrosis factor receptor binding. The transcript is spliced from 3 exons. The record is from RefSeq and is a predicted model, not a curated record. The coding region runs from base 1 to 684 and encodes 227 amino acids.